Messenger RNA from Notolabrus celidotus (New Zealand spotty), 4985 nucleotides. It is a transcript of the gene slc1a1, whose product is annotated as solute carrier family 1 member 1. Gene Ontology annotation, cellular component: plasma membrane. Gene Ontology annotation, molecular function: L-cysteine transmembrane transporter activity; L-glutamate transmembrane transporter activity; glutamate:sodium symporter activity. NCBI's taxonomy places the organism in Eukaryota, Metazoa, Chordata, Actinopteri, Labriformes, Labridae. The transcript has 12 exons. The record is from RefSeq and is a predicted model, not a curated record. Gene Ontology annotation, biological process: L-glutamate transmembrane transport. Bases 333 to 1916 code for a protein of 527 amino acids.
GACACCUUGUUAGAGAGGGGGAAGGGUGGAGGAGGAGGAGGAGGGAGAAGGAGACUGUCACCCUCGCUCUCUCCCUCCCUUCCUCACACAGACACACACACACACACAUUCUCCCUCACACACACACACACACACACACACACACAUCUCCUGCCAUCAGCAGCGUCUGCCGGCUGCAUCCUCUGCUGAAGCACCACGGCUCCUCCAUCCUCCUCUUCCUCCUCCUCUUCCUCUGCGUCGUCUGCUUCUGACACUCUGACCGCUGCGGGACUCCUUUGUGUCUCUGCGGGGGCCACUGUUGUGUCUCCUUUUUUUGGAGGAAGAGCAACACCAUGGACAUGAUGGGGAACAAAGAGCGACGAGGCAUGAAUUUCAAAGGCUUGCUGAGGAGGAACUGGCUGCUGAUCGCCACAAUUAUAUCCGUGCUGCUUGGGAUCAGUCUGGGCGUCGUGGUCCGAGAGUAUGCCUCCUUCUCAAAUCUCCACAAACAGUAUUUUGGAUUCCCGGGAGAGAUCCUGAUGAGGAUGCUGAAGCUCGUCAUCCUCCCUCUCAUCAUUUCAAGCAUGAUAACAGGUGUAGCAGCUCUGGACUCUGAAGUAUCGGGAAAAAUAGGGCUAAGAGCUGUUAUCUAUUACUUCUCCACAACCAUCAUCGCUGUGAUUCUCGGUAUCAUUUUGGUGAUGACCAUCAAACCCGGCGUGUCUCAGACUGCUGAGCACAUCGACAGAGCCGGCACAACGCCAAACGUCACGACAGUGGACACACUCCUCGACCUCGUCAGAAACAUGUUUCCAGAAAAUCUUGUGCAGGCUUGUUUCCAGCAGUACAAGACCAAGCGCAAAGAGCUGGAGCCUCCGAAAGUUCCGUCCAACAACACCACCAACAGUACAAUCCCCCCUCUCACGACGACUAUCGCCUCUGUGGUAGAGAAUAUAACCAAGGAGUAUAAAAUCGUCGGGUCGUACUCAGAUGGGAUCAACGUGUUGGGGCUUAUCGUGUUCUGUGUUGCUUUCGGACUCGUCAUCGGGAAGAUGGGCGAGAAGGGACGAAUCCUGCUGGAGUUCUUCGAUGCCCUGAACGAAGCCACCAUGAAACUGGUGCAGAUCAUUAUGUGCUACAUGCCUGUGGGGAUCCUCUUUCUAAUUGCUGCUAAGAUCAUCGAGGUGGAGGACUGGGAGAUCUUCAGGAAGAUGGGUCUUUAUAUGGUGACGGUGCUGAGUGGUCUUGCUAUCCACGCCACCAUCUGUCUUCCUCUCAUCUACUUCAUCAUCGUGAGGAAGAACCCGUUCACGUUCACACUGGGGAUGGCUCAGGCUCUGGUGACAGCGCUCAUGAUCUCCUCCAGCUCGGCCACCCUGCCCGUCACCUUCAGAUGUGCUGAAGAGAACAACCGCAUCGACAAGCGGAUCACCCGCUUCGUCCUCCCAGUGGGUGCCACCAUUAACAUGGACGGCACAGCGCUCUACGAGGCGGUGGCCGCCAUCUUCAUCGCCCAGCUGAACGACUACGCUCUGGACGUAGGCCAGAUUGUAACCAUAAGUAUAACAGCAACAGUCGCUAGUAUCGGAGCAGCAGGAGUCCCCAACGCUGGGCUUGUCACCAUGGUAAUAGUCUUAACAGCUGUUGGAUUACCUGCAAGUGAUGUCACUCUGAUCGUGGCUGUGGAUUGGCUGCUAGACCGUUUCCGUACGAUGAUAAAUGUGCUUGGCGACGCUUAUGGAGCCGGAAUCGUCCAGAAACUGUCCAAGAGAGAACUGGAGCGGAUGGAUCUGACAUCAGACGUGGACGUCGCUAACCCCUUCGCUCUGGAGGCCACUUUGGACGACGAAGAAUGUGAGAAGAAAUCCUAUGUCAACGGAGGUUUCACCGUCGACAAGACGGAUGCGAUCUCGUUUACUGAAACCUCCCAGUUUUAGCCUCUGGCUGGCUCAGAGGAGCAGAGAAAGUGCCACGCUGCUAUGGAUGUAAAACCUUCCAUCUUGUAUCAGCACCAUGACGGGAGUGGAAAACUAUCCAAACCAGCCCCAUCCAAGCUCAGACAUCAGCAAUAGCAGCCUCCAUUAAGCUUACCCAAGAUGAUCACGCUUCAUGUCGGACAUUUACAACCACGACUAGAUUAAAGUGCUUCCUUCUUAAUCUCAAAAUGUGCCAAGAUGAAGAAAAGUCAGUUUUCUUUUAAACAAGAGUCUGCUCGUUCUCAGAAGAAGAGCUGUUUGUGUGUGUGUGCAUGAGGACGUUCUUUUCAGGUGUUUCAGAGGAGUGUGUGUGUGUUUUUUUUUUGAGAAAAAGAAAUAUCUAUUAAAUACGAGUAAAAGCAAAGCAGUAAUCCUGAUGUGAAACAUCACUUUAGUACUUAUUUACUCCUUCAUCAGACACUUAUUCUCUCAGAUUUCUACAUAAUCUUUUUGUGUGUGGCUGUGUUGAAUGUCUAUGUCCCAUAAUGCACUGCUUGUAUAUCUAUCUGUAUGUUGAAACUGUGCCAAACAUAUAAAGAAAGUUUUUACGAAGUUGCAUGAAGCAAUAUGUUAAAGAAACGCUAACCGCUGGCUGCAGGAAGCAGAUUUUUUAUGAGACUUCACUGAGACUGCAGAUGGUUAACCGAGGCUUGUGAAGUCAUUGAACACUGUGAACUUUGAGGACAUUUUUUCAGAGCCAAUCACUAACACACUGCUUUUUAUUCUUUAGGUAAAUGGUUGUGAAAAGCGUCUGUGUUUAGGCAGUGUGGGGAAAAUAACCCUCUCGAUCAACACUAUUUUAAUCGUCACCUAAAGGAUAUAAAGAUGUAAAGACACUGGAAAAAGUGAAUAAUUUUAAUUUAUUUUUGCAGUGUUGCUUCCAUAUUUUCACUGUGGUGUAAGGGCUUAAAUAUGACACAUGUGCAGUAGGGUUCAUGUAUAGUUAGGCCGUCUGUAAAAAGGCACAAAAUAUAAUUCCAAUUUAAAAUAUAUCUUUGAAAUUUGAGCCGAAUGACACAAAAAAGGAAUUACAUGACCAUGUGCAGAUUUCCUGAAGGGGUUGAAUGGUAUUCCUGAGUGUUCUUCUGCAUUACUCUUUCACUCUUUAUAAGUUCACGUUAUUGACUGUAUAUAAAGAUGGACAAUGCAUCUCAACCUCCUCCCGUUAAACAAAAGUGAAGCCAAGAUCCCUCUGCAAUUGGCACUGGAUCCAGAGUCACAGUAUUAACAUCCCACCCCUUCUGCAAACCAUAACAUGCAUUCAACUUCACGAUAACACGUUGUCGUGUGUUUUCUUGUUUGUUACGUUUCCUCUCACCGUUCCUCCUCUACUCUGAUAAUCCAGAGCACACAGCUCUGCAGGAGCCUCAUUGGUCAACACUGCUGUCAAUCACGCCGUCAGAUCCCCCCAUUCCCUCUCCACUGUGACAUAAAUCAGCAUGAUAAGAACUAACUAUAAUGACAGAAACAUGUUUGAGGAACUUUUAUUCCACCUGUGUUUGGAUUUUAGAGUUUGACCCAUGUCCCAUCUGUUCACAUGGAGGAUGCGGGUUUUAUGACCUAUUCUGCAACCAUACAGCAGUUUGGCUUCACUUUUGGGGACACCGUCCAUGUUUGUAUACAGUCUCUAGUUCACACAGUAUUCCCCUGUGCAGGUCUCUCUAACAGUGUUCCUGGUAUGAUAAUCAAAAUCAUCUGAUUCCCAUUUUAUUCCUUUUUUUUACUUUCCAUCAUCUCUGGAGUCUGAGUUCCCUUCAAAUCUAUGAUAAUUCAACAAACACUGUAUCUUUAAAUGCAGUUUUUUAACACCCAUCAUGUGCUCAAGGUUUUACUCUACAAGAACGGACUCUGCUUCCUCAUCUUCACUCCCCACAAGAGAACUACAAACUCCACUAGGCAGUUUGUUGGUUACAUUGUGAUUACACUGAAGACAGAACAACAGUUCGCAUGUCUCUUUAGAGAGAUGUUAGAGCAAAUAAUAAGUCCCACAGACUUCUGCACACUGUCAAACUGCAAACAUACCUUUAAUGUCAACAUUUUUAGUCCUGAGCUUCAUUGGGAAAAGAGCUAAGGCACGCUGUCUUAAAGAGGCAAGGCUUCAACCAGUCAACAACAUCACAUGACAUCCGCAUGAAAGAACUAAUAAAUGAUAAAUGCAACACUUGCAAGUUAGACAGUGUGCAAAAAUGAAUCUGCCAUCUUUAUUUAUUUCUCAACCAUACUCAUGGGUGCCACCACUUCACUGCUGCAAAUGUUCAUAUACUUUUAAGGGCCCUUAGCAUCAUCCUGACUUUUCUCCCCCGUACAGACUCCCUGAUCAUACUUUGUUUCCAGUUUAAAGUAGUAGAUUAGCUAGAAAAAUGUUGUGCAAAGUACUGACAUUAAAACAACAUCCCUCGUGCCAAUAAUUAAAACUAUAACUAUAACUAAACUAUAGCUAUUACCUUUAAGAAAUCCAGUUAUUACUUUUCUCUUUAAGGUGAGCAAGCAACAGCUUUUUUUUUUUUUCGGUACAGAAAAAAACUCCUCAUGAGGUUUGUUCGCUUUUUUUGUCAUCCAGUUUUGGAAAGGUUGAGUCAACAAGACACACCUCCAACAUUUUCUCACAACAUUAAGAUGCAUUGCCCCCAAAACAUGAGCUGAUGCCUGAACACUGUUGGUAGCAAGGUUAUUGUAGAAAAUACGCAGCUGGAAAUGCUAGUUGGAUUUUAGUUUAUUUUAUUUGUUGUGCUAUUUCAGGGGUCAAACACUUAUUUUAUUUUCUUGUUGCAAGCACUGCCCUCCUAACAGAAUCUAAUGUGCCAAAGCUUCAUGAUGUUAGUACCUUAGUCAUUGCCAACCACACUCACAGCAGGUCUUAUCAAGUAGAAGUGGUAAUGCCAAUGGCGCCAUAUGGUGAAUCACACAAAAACCACUGUGACGUUUUCUUUUUUCUGUGCGGAAUAUUCCUGCCCUGCAGAGAGCAUCUAAUGUGCCAAUGCUUUACCAUGUGAGUCACUCUUGAGUGCAUUAAAAAUCAGCCGAUGCUAA